CCGCUUGGGGGUGGGUCGAAGUGCGGCGCCGACGCCCGCAGCUUGGAGGCGGCUACCGCCGCAAUAACGGAAGAGCGGCAGAGCCUUGGCGACGCGGGACUAAGCUCAGAGAUUCUAGUGCCCUGUUCCCCGAGCGAGGUGGGCGGGAAGCUAGGGAUUAUGGCCAGAGCCGGCAUGGAGCGGUGGCGCGGCCGGCUGGCCCUGGUGACCGGAGCCUCUGGGGGCAUCGGAGCAGCGGUAGCCCGGGCCUUGGUCCAGCAGGGAUUGAAGGUGGUGGGUUGUGCCCGCACCGUGGGCAACAUUGAGGAGCUGGCUGCUGAAUGUAAGAGUGCAGGCUACCCCGGGACUUUGAUCCCCUACAGAUGUGACCUGUCAAAUGAGGAGGACAUCCUCUCCAUGUUCUCAGCUGUGCGCUCUCAGCAUGGUGGUGUGGACAUCUGCAUCAACAAUGCUGGCCUGGCCCGGCCUGACACCCUGCUCUCAGGCAGCACCAGCGGUUGGAAGAACAUGUUCAACGUAAACGUGCUGGCUCUCAGCAUCUGUACACGGGAAGCCUACCAGUCCAUGAAGGAGCGGAAUGUGGAUGACGGGCACAUCAUUAACAUCAACAGCAUGUCUGGUCACCGAGUCCCACCCAACUCUGCGACCCAUUUCUAUAGUGCAACCAAAUACACCGUCACUGCGCUGACUGAGGGAUUGAGACAAGAGCUUCGGGAGGCCCAGACCCACAUUCGAGCCACGUGCAUUUCUCCAGGUGUGGUGGAGACCCAGUUUGCCUUCAGACUCCAUGACAAGGACCCUGAAAAAGCAGCUGCUACCUAUGAAGUCAUGAAGUGUCUCAAACCUGAGGAUGUGGCUGAGGCUGUCAUCUAUGUCCUCAGCAGCCCCCCACAUGUCCAGGUGAGUUUGGCUUUGACUGUCCACCCCCUGGAAGAGCCCAACCAUCCCCACAGGAGGGGAGCAGGGAGGCUUUAAGGGGUGGGGAGUGUCCUGGCUGCCUCAAGCCUUGUGCCUUCCACAGAUUGGAGACAUCCAGAUGAGGCCCACAGAGCAGGUGGUCUAGUGUCCUGUGGGAGCUCUUCCUUCCCUCCCUACUCCUGAUGGCUUGGCUCCUGCCUCUGGAUUUUAGGUGUUGAUUUCUGUCUCUACCCCAAGGGCUAGAAAUUUUGUUUGAAGUUUUAAUAUCUUGUCAAAUCAUUUCCACUGCAAAUGUGAAAAAUGGGCUGGGGAGAGGAGGUGGGGGCCCUCAUUGCUUUUCCUGUUAACACGCUGUGAGUUUCCUCCUUGGUCUCUUUCACCUUUGCUCUCCUCAGGCUUCCCUUUCAACUGGCAAAGGGGAUAUGGCCAAAAGGGGGGCUCCCCCAUCUUCUUGCAUCCCAAUCUCUGCCCUUCAAGGUUGGAGUGGCAGAGAGAGGCCCUCACCUUACAUCUGAAUGGUUACCCAGGGCUCCAGCUUUCCUUCUCUCCCUGCCCCACUGCUUCCCCUUCCCUUCCCCUUUCCAGCUCUCCAGCCCAAUCUAGGUUUCUGUGCUUCGAGUGGGACCAUCCCUCCACUCUGACUAUAAGAGCAGAAUCCCAGGGCCUGGCUCCCAGUAGAUUUCACUGUGAUAAUUAAAAAAGGAAAAUCACAACCAACCUGAA
Marmota flaviventris (yellow-bellied marmot) is the source of this 1641-nucleotide messenger RNA. It is a transcript of the gene Dhrs11, whose product is annotated as dehydrogenase/reductase 11. Lineage: Eukaryota; Metazoa; Chordata; Mammalia; Rodentia; Sciuridae. The record is from RefSeq and is a predicted model, not a curated record.